Mycena citricolor is the source of this 5007-nucleotide messenger RNA. Lineage: Eukaryota; Fungi; Basidiomycota; Agaricomycetes; Agaricales; Mycenaceae. The record is from the annotation of a GenBank genome assembly.
CUUUAUCUCUGAUCCUGGUGAUCGUCGAGUCUUUUUGCAUCCACAACUUAUAAUCUUGCCCAAUACAAAUCUACGCCCACAAUGGUCGCAUUGAAAUCACAUCUCACCCUGCUUGCUCUGUCCGUCGCGUCGCUUUCACUGCUUCCUGGAUCUGAGGCGGCUGCCUUGCCUAUUCGAGCGCCGUCUAUGUCCUCGCCCGUACAGUACGCACGCCGUCAAGUUCCGCCGACGAUGCCUAUGUCGAUGCGGGCGAAGAAACGCUUUGCUGGUUUCAAGCAUCGACCUCGCGACACUGCUGACAUCUCGCGUAAGCGCAAGUUCCUCAAAUCGAGAAUACUAGAACCGCUUGUUCCCAUUGGUGAGGUCUUUGGGAAGCGUCAUCCUCAGGAACAGGCCCAUUUCAGUGUCAAGGAGCGCCGUCAAGAUAGUUCAAGUCUUCCUGGCCAGUACGGACGAGUGGACAUUAUGAACAACGGUACAAUGGUCGGAAGUCUUGUGAUGAACACGACAAGUUCCCCUCCUGUUCUCGAUGCCUCAUCUAACAAUCAUACGAACUUCAAUAUGGUUCCCACCGACAACAACCUGUUUACGCUCCAAACGUUGAUGAACACCACGGAAGGCCUGAUGCCGUUCUGUGCCACGUAUGAUCCUCAGCCACCAGCGCCUGCGCCGCUUACCGUCACCCGCUGCCAAAAUACCACGACCGACUCUCAGCCCCACAAGAGCCAAGUGUUCGACUAUGAUGCGAGCAGUGGCGUCCUUAGGCCUCGUUGGGGUAGUGGUGCAUCGAGCGUAGCGGGCAACGGUACUGCUGUUUCUUCUCAAGAGAUUGAUGACGAACAAGCGAGUGACGACGACGAAGAUGCUGGCGAUAACGACACUACCGGCGGCGACGACACUGAUGGUGAUAGCGACACUACUGGUGACAACGAUACUGCUGGCGACGAUAGCGAUGGCGCCCCCCUCAACUCACGUGAUGCGUCCGGCUCUGCGAAUGUCGAACUGGUCUUUGUCCCUGACCAAGAACCUUCCGCUGCAGCUGAGCAGGUUGCGCCCAUCGAAACGACGACUGUCACAACCACUGUCACGACAUCUGCAUCUGCUACUCCUGACGACCGAGUCGUUCCCUCGACCACGCUCAGCUCCAGUCCCUCUUCUUCUGUCGGUGCUCUUGCUGUCGAGGUCAACACCGUCUCGAGCUCGGUGCCGGCGUCCUCUUCAGUGGCGCAAUCGCUGAUCUCAUCAACGACGACGAUUUCUAGCUCAGCAACAUCGACGCCUUCUAGCUCAGCAACGAUGACGCCUUCUAGCUCAGCAACGAUGAUCCCUUUCAGCUCAACCACCGUCGACGCCUCUCCAGCAACACCGACCGACGACAGGGCCUCCGACGGCGGCAACGACGUCUCUUCUGCGCCAUCAACAACUCCUCAAGAUGAGCAAGCGGUCGAGCUCGGUCUACCACACUCCUUUACCCACACGUUCUUUCUCGGUACCUCUACGAUGCAUAUGCGGCUUGCAAACCACCAGCACAUCCGUGCUCCUCCAAACCCCACCCCACCCAACUCUCCCCCAGUUGGCCCGUCCAACACUGCCGAUAACGCAGCUCCUUCGAGCCCCCCUGGUGGCGACCAAUCUGGUAACGGUGGAUCCGACAAAGGGAAAGGCGUCACUACCUCAGACACCUCCACCUCCACCUCCACCUCUAGCUCGACCUCGACCUCGACCUCGACCUCAACUUCGACAUCGGUAGCCACCCCGCCCACCACCUCGACCACCUCGACCACUUCGACUUCCUCGACUCUGGUUCGAGUGAAGACCACCACUUCAACGUCUUCCACGCCGUCCACCACCUCGACUUUAUCGACCGCUGCCCAGACCACCACCACCCCCUCUACUACGAGCACCCCCGUUGCAGCUACUGUUUCUACGUCGUCGUCUCAAUUGACGACGUCAGUUCUGACAACCAAGGUGGCGACGACCCCGACCAUCGUCUCGGUCACGCGUGCAAAGACUACUGGAACUGAUACGCUCAAUACGCUUCCGGCCUUUGUUCAGACCACUGCAGCAGGGUCGACUGUCGUGGCCUCCGCUCCUCCUGUCGCCGCUGCAAACCAGGUGAACAUCGGUGCUGUCAUUGGUGGAACCGCGGGUGGGAUCGCUGCUGUGGCCAUCAUAUUCUUCAUCUGCACAUACCUCAUCAAAAGAAGACGUUCGGCGAAGGAAUUUGAUUCCUGGUCCUUCCGCAAAUCUGCUGUGAUCGUCGACGACUCGUUCACUACCCCUCGUCCUCCCACCAUGAUUGAGCGCAAAGGCGAGCACGCGUCUGGCCCAUCGGUUUCCAGCUUCAAUGGCCCCAACCUCGCCGGCGCUGGCGCUUUCACUCAGGGAGAACAACAGCAGUAUCAAGAGUACCAACAGUACGAUGCUCAGCAGUAUGGGCAACCAGCAGCUGUGCAUCAACACAUCCAGCCCAGUCAACAGUACACGUAUGGCCAAGCCUACGAAGCUCACGCCCACGGAUACGAGCACAGCUCGGACGUUGGACACGAGGCUGAGUACAACGGCGCCUACAGCUCGGAGCCGCACGCUCAGGACAUCUACGCUGCUGAAGCUUAUGGCUAUCCCGAGGACCAAGUCGUCGUCACGCCUGGCACUGAUGCUCAGGAGAUGGGACAUCACCAGGCAUACGCCCAACAUGCCCAAUCUCAUGAUGCCUACGGCGGCAUGUAAACGCUCUAACAAGUCAUCAGUGGCUUUUGCUUGGUUUUGUGUACCUGUUACAUUUAUGGCCUGCGGUUGUCCUUAUUAUCUCUCAUACCGGACUGCAUACGUUGUAGAACGUAUGCUCGAUCCGGUAUGUUGUGAUGCCGCCUCUUGUUCUUGCUUACAUCUCGUACGCGGGCCCGUGUUGUGUUGACAUCCAUACCCUCCCAUUUCUCUCUAAAGUAUCGUGUGUUUAUAGCUCCUUCCAAAAAAUGUGAUUUACAGUCAAUGUAAUUUCAAGUUGCCGAUAUGCUUAGGCUUUGGUUAUGACGAUCAUGACGAAACCGUGGAUCUCCACAGGCUCACUUGGUCUUUGUCCACAGCUCUCAUUUCAUGCAUAAGUUGGCGCAGAAACUAUCUGGUUUUCACAAAUCUCGUUCGAGUAACAACGAGCCGGCCGCCUCGCAGACUGCGACCAUUGAUCCACAGAACGAUCAGUCCGUCUAUCGUUUCAGGAAGCAGCGUGGGGUGAAUCUAGGUUCGUGGUUCGUCCUGGAACGAUGGAUCGCAGACGCACCCUUCCAUCGUGCUGCCGAGCCUGGCCAAAGCGAUCUCGAUGUCGCGCGUGGGAAGGACGCGCGGCAGGUGCUGGAGGCGCACUACGAUACGUGGAUCACCGAGGCCGAUUGGGCUUGGAUCGCGGAGCAUGGGUUCAACACUGUUCGAAUUCCCUUCGGGUAUUACCAUCUGUGUGGAGCUGAUCCCUCGGUCAUCGCAGGCACAGACUUUGCGGACUUGGGGGAGAUAUUCGCUGGUGCAUGGGCGCGUCUGAUCCAGGCGGUCGAGAAGGCACAAAGCUACGGAUUGGGCGUCCUCCUCGAUCUUCACGCUGCGCCGGGGAAACAGAACGCGGACUCGCACGCAGGGACUUCCAACGCGCCUGCGUUCUUUGGCAACCGCCGGCUCCAGAAACACACGGUGCAUGUCCUGCAGAGUUUGGUGGCGCGAUUGCACGAACACGAUCCGCCGUUGGCCAACGUCGUCGGGAUCGAGCUUCUGAACGAGCCCCACCCAGACUCGGAUGCCGAGCUCAAGGCGUGGUACACGUCCGCGAUCCAGGAACUGGCGAGGCUGGAUGCGGGGCUGCCCAUCUACAUCGGCGACUGCUGGAAGACGGAGCAGUACGCGGAGUUCGUGAAGAAUCUGUCGGGACCCCGGCCGGCGUUGAUUGUGCUGGACCACCAUCUGUACCGGUGCUUCACUGCGCAGGACACAUCGACUCCAGCCUCGGCACAUGCUCAAGCUCUGAUUGAUGGCGAGACGCCGGCACUGUUUGGCCGCGUCUCGGAGAUGCUGAAUCAAGCAGGCGCGGGGCUCGUCGUCGGAGAAUGGUCAGGCGCUCUGAAUCCCGGCUCGCUCGCAGCCGGUUCCGCAGCCAAGGAUGUGCCAAGCUACAUCGCUGCCCAAUUGCAGCUCUACGAAGCGCACUGCUCGGGGUACUUUUUCUGGACUUACAAGAAGCAAGGCGCACACCCAGAUAAAGGAUGGUGUCUCCGAGAUGCGGUCGAAGCCGGCGUCUUCCCAGAUCGGGUAGGCAUGUUUCUCUCCAGUCCGAUCGGGGGAGAAGAAGACGUGCAACGGAGAAACGACACCCGAGACCAGCUGAAAGCUCGGGCGCUCGAUGCCCAUGUCGGAUACUGGUCGCAGUUUCCGGGAAAGUAUCAGCAUGAACGCUUUGGCGAGGGAUUCGGUCUGGGCUGGGACGACGCAUAUGCUUUUUUUCAGAAGAGCGGCGGAGUGGGGCGGCCGGUUUCUGAGCUCGGGUUUGUCGGCGCUUGGGCCAGAACGAGAACGCAUGAUCAUGGAUCAGGUUACUGGGAGUUUCAGCAUGGGUUCAACCAAGGUGUUCUGGCUGCUAAAGAGGAUCUUCGCGCGAAUUUCUGUCAUUAGGUGCAUGGUGGUGUGGCAUUGUAGGAUGUAAUAACAGCUCGUGCGCGGACAUACAAGUACAACAAUUAUGCGUUCAUUCGUUCUUGAACGUAGAUUAAGUCUCCCAAGGCGAGGCAGGCCGUCAAUGUGGUCCGCAGCGUCCGUAUUUAUCCCGCGGCCAAGUCUGGCGGCGACGCAAUUCCGGAAGCCGUGUCCGUCUUUUUCAUAGCGUCUGACGGUGCAACUGGACAUGGAUAUUCAGCGUCGUCAUCCAUCUUCAUCCAUCCGAGUCGUCCAAAAGUCAUCAUAGUUUGCGAGUUCGUCCUCGAUCAAAGCAGAAUGUUGCCGAUCGAGCUCUGUUUCGCUCGGUCUUGC